GAGGAGCCAACUGAGGAAAGACAUAAAAACAACUGCGGGAUAGAUAGAGUAGACAGACCGAGAGGAGAGACAUAUUAUUGCUAGUUUUUGGAAGAUUUUGAGUAGUUUAGUAGUGCAUUUUGGUUUUUUUGUGGGGGGAAAAUGCUUCACGUUCAUCAAUCUGCCUUGUUUUUUCGACUGAACGACGAGGACACUUGGUGCAGUUCAUCGUCGGAAUCAAAUAUAAGUAGCGAUGAUGAGAUUGACGACCCGACUUUUCAGGACACUUUGUGUAGUUCAUCGUCGGAAUCAGAUGAUGAGAUUGAGGACCCGACUUCAUUUGUUGACAACGAGAGAGAUGAUGAGCAGCCAUCGCCAUCUACAACCCCGACAAAGAGCAGACAGAGGCCUACACGGAGGGGGUGUGGAAGGAGUCCAAUCAGGUCAAGAUCUCCAGUCCAGUCAGGACAGCCACACCUCAGAUGUGAUCCUUGGAAAACAGAGAGAGAUCCUGAUACUGCCCCACAACCCAGUAGGUUCACGCCCCGCAGAACACCAGGACCCCAAGUGAACAUGCAUUCAGUGCACUCACCAAUGGACCUUUUCAAGCUGUACUUCACCACAGCUACCAUGAGGACACUCUGCAAAAACACCAACAAACGCGCAGCAAAAAAUAUGGCAUUGGGGUUUAAGUACCAAUGGACUGAUGUUGGAGUUGAGGAACUGUACCAAUUUCUUGGUCUCCUAUUGUACACAUCAUUGGUGUCGCUGUCAAGUAUCCAGGACUACUGGAAACGAAACCACCUCAUGUCUGUGCCGUUUCCACAAACCGUCAUGACAAGAGACAGAUUCCGGUCAUUAAUGUGGAACAUCCACCUCAGUGAUCCAGACGAGGAUGAAAUAAAUGAUCAGAAGAAGGGAACACCAGAGUAUGACAAGUUGUUCAGAGUCAAACCUCUGAUGGAUGACAUUCGGAUCGCCUGCCAGGCUCAUUACCACCCAAGGAAAGAAGUGGCAGUCGAUGAGAGGAUGGUGGCAACUCGAGCGAAAACUGGCAUGACCCAAUAUUUGAAGGACAAACCCACAAAAUGGGGGAUCAAGCUGUUCGUGUUGGCAGAGUCAAGGAGUGGCUACACCCUCAACUUCAACGUGUACAAGGGCAAAUCACACACAGCCAGCGUGCAUGGGCUGGCGUAUGAUGCUGUCAUGAACCUCAUUCAGCCAUCACAUCUUGGGACAGGAUACCAUAUUUACAUGGACAACUUCUACACAAGCCCCAAACUGUUCCUUAGAUUGGCUAGCAUGAAGUUUGGAGCCUGUGGUACCUACAGGGACAAAAUGACAGUGAAAGGGUGUCCUAGGGACAGAGCCAAUGCCCUCAACCCUCAAUCCAAGAGGGGCACCGUGAGAUGGAUCAGAGAGGAUUCCCUGGUCUUUGUGAAGUGGAUGGACACGCGGGAGGUGUCGAUUUGCUCCACAAUCCACCCAGCGUUUUCUGGUGACACUGUCAAGAGGAGAAUAAAGGAUGGAGAUGGACUCUGGUCGGUAAAAGACAUUCCCUGCCCUACCCCCAUCAUCGCCUACAACAAGAACAUGGGAGGGGUUGACCUGUCAGACCAGCUUCUCCAGUAUUAUUCCACCCGCCGCAGGACUGCUCGCUGGUACCGUACCCUGUUCAUGCACUUUGUGGACAUGGCAACAACGAAUGCCUACAUCCUGCACUGUGAGAUUAGCAACACAAAACAGGAAAAGUCUAUGACACACAAGAACUUCCUGACAGAAAUGGUGUCCCAGCUGUGUGGAGUGGAUCAGACAGGAGUUCGCAUCCGAAGGAGCACUGACCAUGUUCCUGUUGCCAUUAUGGUGAAUACAGAUAAAGAAGACAAAGCCACACAAGGCCGCAAGUCCUGCCGACGUUGCAACGAAGUGGAUCAGACAAGGAAGCUCACACCAUGGAAAUGCAAGGCUUGUGAUGUAGCCCUCUGUCUCAUUCUUGACAGAAACUGUUUUGAGGAGUGGCACAAAGACCAACCGUUGCAACCGUUGCAACCGUUGGAACCGUCGGAACUGUCGCAACCGUUGGAACCGUUGCGACCAAGUGGAUCAGAAAAGGAACCUCACACCAUGGAAAUGCAAGACCCAUUAUGUAGCCCUCUGUCUCGUUCUUGACAGAAACAGUUUUGAGGAGUGGCAGAAAGAAAAAGAAAAAAACGCCCAUUGUCGCACCUGCUUUUUGCUUUAUGUAGAUCGAUUUUUACCUCAAUUUUUUUCUUUUUGUGUUUUUUUUUCUAUUUGGGAACCCCUCAUACCCUGCGAAUGCAAAGCCCGUAAUGUAGCUCCCUGUAUAAUUGUGUACAUAAACUGUUUUAAAGAGUGGGAAAGCUGAAAAGAACAAACGCCUAUGUCUACACCUGCUUUUUUGUAAAUUUCGUAUUACACAAUGAUCAUUUUUGGUGCGACGUUUAUUUUUGAGGGCAGGGUUUUAUUAACAGCAGGUGAAGCACGGACCAUUUAAUGCUCCAAUAAAAGUUUAAGGUUAUCGGAUGUAAGCGAUCUAAAGAAACUUUUAUUCCCUUUUGUACAGCAUGCAUCCAAUGAGGUUGUUGUUUUGUGUCAGUAAUUUACUUUGGUGAAUGUUAUUUACAGGUGUGAAGGAAUUAUAACUAUACUGCUAAUCAAUGCUGUUAAAUCAAUUACUACCUCAAGUAUAUAAAAUGUGUAAUGUUUAGUACUAAACCAUAUAUAAGGUCAGAUGGCUGAGCGGUUAGGGAGUCGGGCGAUUGAUCAGAAGGUUUCCGGUUUGAUUCUUGGCUGUGUAAAAUGACGUUGUGUCCUUAGGCAAGGCACUUCACCCUACUUGCCUCAGGGAGAAUGUCCCUGUACUUACUGUAAGUUGGUCUGGAUAAGAGCAUCUGCUAAAUUAUCCAUAUCCAAUUGUGAUCAAUUGAUUUAAUAAAGAACAGAUGGGAUUAUGCAACAA
Molecule: messenger RNA, 2959 nt
Organism: Hypomesus transpacificus
Lineage: Eukaryota; Metazoa; Chordata; Actinopteri; Osmeriformes; Osmeridae
Product: piggyBac transposable element-derived protein 4-like
Exons: 2
Coding region: 142-2148 (668 amino acids)
Source: RefSeq, a predicted model, not a curated record